Molecule: messenger RNA, 1334 nt
Organism: Nicotiana attenuata
Lineage: Eukaryota; Viridiplantae; Streptophyta; Magnoliopsida; Solanales; Solanaceae
Product: dicarboxylate transporter 2.2, chloroplastic-like
Exons: 3
Coding region: 380-1039 (219 amino acids)
Biological process (GO): transmembrane transport
Cellular component (GO): membrane
Molecular function (GO): transmembrane transporter activity
Source: RefSeq, a predicted model, not a curated record
CCGUUUCUACUUAAUUUCUUCGUCCCACCACUUGCCACUCCACCCAUAACAAUAGUCAUAACCACACAUAAGUUAACCACCAUUUUGCUUUGAUUCACACUGCAUUUUAUGUAUUCUCCUGGGUCGAAGACGAGAACUUGAAAGCGAAUUAUUCAAUAAUAAAGGUUUCAUAGAACAGAAGACCUCGGUCAACGAGUUGAUGAAUUUGAAAAUUAAGAUAACAAGAUCAUAGCCGGAGCAAGUGCGUUCAUUGUUUUCAUCUAGAGAUAUAUACUUAACUUGAAUAUUCUUUAAAUUACACGUAACGUAUCAUUCCUUGCAACAUCAAUAUUUUGUAUUCAUUACCUUAAAGUUUUGAAUUGAGUCUGAUAGGUACUUAAUGUCAACUCCAAGUUCUCCCCUCCCUUCCAAUACAUCCCCUACCUCCAACACCAACCGCCAUCGUCGCCGCCGCUUCUCACUUCCACCAUGGAAAGGUGCAAAACCAAUACCACUAGCCAUAUCCAUAUUAAUAGGCAUACUCUUUCGCUUCGCCAUUCCAAAACCCCACCAACUCUCCACUAAAGCAUGGCAACUUCUAGCCAUUUUCCUCACAACUAUCUCUGGUCUAAUUAUCGGCUCAUUGCCAGUUGGCGCGUGGGCUUUCCUUUGCCUCACGCUUACCGUCGUCACGAAAACCUUAACAUUUGCUGCAUUCACCAAUGAAGUCAUUUGGUUAAUUGUUGCAUCAUUCUUUUUCUCAAGAGGGUUUAUUAAAACUGGACUUGGUGAUAGAGUUGCUUUAUGUUUUGUGAGUUGGCUUGGAAAAAAUACUUUGGGUUUGUCUUAUGGUUUGGCAUUGAGUGAGGCGGCAAUUUCUCUGGCUAUUCCAAGUACAACUGCAAGGGCUGGUGGGAUUUUCUUGCCUAUUAUUAAGUCAUUGGCUGUCACUGCUGAUAGUCACCCAAAGGAUGAUUCUGCUAAGAAGCUUGGUGCUUAUCUUGUUCAAUCUCAGUUGCAGGAAAUGCUAUUAGUUUAUUGUAGGGGGCUGAGUCGAUAAAUGGCCAGGUCAUCGACUCGCCCAAAAGUUACUUUGGUUGAGAUGAAUUGGGUCAAGAUGGGCUAAGAUUUGGGUCAUAGCCAUUCGCUAUCAUCGUACUUGUUUUUAGUAGAAGAAUCAGCCCGUAUAGUUAUUUUUAAACUAAAAAUAGCCGGAAGAUAUGUAAUCUAUGUAUAAUAUGUGUAUAUGCAUUUAUAAUCAGCAUAUUGUAUACAAUUUAUUACGACAAGUAAACAGUGAAUCCGACAGUCUAUUCGGAUAUAAAUCUCUUAAUAUGAGCAGAGGUUAAUGGGUU